AUGGCGCCGGGAGAUGAGUCUGGAUUGGAAAGGGCAGGAGUCAGACUGGGACUCUUUCUUCACACGUGUCUUGGUGCCACGGUUACGCACGCCAUCGUGCGACAGCAAUUUCUGACGCACGUGGGCCGGGAUCACCUUGAACCUGAGGAGAAGCAGGCGUUGAAGCGGCUGGUGGAGGAGGAGCUACUGAAGAUGCAGGCAGAUGCUGGUACCAGGGAAGGAAAGCUAAACUUUAUCAAAGUGAAGAGGUCUCCUGCUCCCGGCAGUCACCCAGAGGCAAAAAGGUUCUGCUUCAAUUCAGAAUCAGACUCCAGCUCCACACCAUCCAGUCCAGACUGCUCAGGGCGUCCAACAAAGAACAGCACAACCAAGGAGAAGUCAUGUUCGAGGAGAGCCGUAAAGAAAGCAGUUGAGAGCACAGAUGAAGAACAGCAAACAGACCUGGUGGCCAAGAUGGGAUUAGAGAGCAGUGAGGAGGAGGAUGGGGAAAAAGAGCAGAAGGCUGGGGCUAAAAAGAAAGCUGGGACCAAGAACAAGCAAGCACCAAGCAAGGCUUCAGCCACUGAGCGGCAGGUUAGGGAAGAAAGUGGAAGCAGUGAAGAAGCAGCUAUGCAGGGCAGAGCAGAGAUGGGGGAAAGCACAGGUGCUAAACGCCACAAGGAAAGUGACGACAGUGACGAGGAGACCCUAGCCAAGAAGAAAGAGCACAGGGAACCCAGACAGCGGAGCAACCAAGGGAAGAGAAUGAGCUCUAAGCAGAAAAGCCGGGCUGGGAGGGGAACUAGAGGUGUGGGAGACAGUGAGGAAGAGAAGGGAAAGGGGGCAGUAAGUAGUGGGGACAGCAGUGGGGAGAAAGGGGAGGAAAACAGGAGCAAGGCCAGGUCCCAGACUGAGAGCAGAAGGCAGAGUGCCAGCAGCGAGGACGGUGAGAGCAGCACGCAGGAGCCAGCAGCUGCUCAGGACACUACAGAGACAGGCACGCGAGACAGCAGUAAUGGGGAGAGUGAUGUGGAGAGGGAAGGGAGUGACUCCCAGGCAGGAGAGAGCACCAAAGAGGAGAGGAAGAACCGCUCCUCCAAGAAGAGCUCCAAGAAAGGCAAGGCACGAAGUUCCUCUUCCUCAUCAGACUCAAGUCCAGAACCCACAAGCCAGAAGGCUAGGUCUCGGCGCUGUGGAGAGGACCAUCCAGCUGUGGUGAGACUAAAGCGUUAUAUCCGGGCUUGUGGUGCCCGUCGGAACUACAAGAAGCUCCUGGGGUCCUGUCGCUCCCACAAGGAGCGCCUUAGUGUCCUCAGGGCUGAGCUGGAAGCGCUGGGCAUGAAGGGCAAUCCUUCCUUGGAGAAGUGUCGGGCCCUGAAGGAGCAGCGAGAAGAGGCAGCUGAGGUGGCUUCCUUGGAUGUUGCCAAUAUCAUCAGCAGUUCGGGCCGACCACGAAGAAGUAAUGCCUGGAACCCUUCAGGGGAAGGAAUCGCCCCAGGGGAGCUUUAUCGCCGAACCCUGGAUUCAGAAGAGGAGCGACCACGCCAAGCACCUCCAGACUGGUCCCAUAUGCGGGGCAUCAUUAGCAGUGAUGGUGAGAGUAGCUGAACUCCAUGCUCCAGCAUGAACCCUGUCCUGCUGUACAGAGAGCCGAUGGCACUGAAGCAGUCUUUUAAAAAGAUACUAUAGCCCCAAGGACCUAAGUUGUUGGCACAGUAUUCAAUUUUAUGUUCUCUAAGGUUUGGGGGUUUGGGGGUUUCUGUUUUUAGAGUCAAUAAAGUAAUGUUUGUAAUUACUUCACCUGAACUAA
Molecule: messenger RNA, 1789 nt
Organism: Arvicola amphibius (Eurasian water vole)
Lineage: Eukaryota; Metazoa; Chordata; Mammalia; Rodentia; Cricetidae
Gene: Hirip3
Product: HIRA interacting protein 3
Exons: 7
Coding region: 1-1587 (528 amino acids)
Cellular component (GO): nucleus
Molecular function (GO): protein binding
Source: RefSeq, a predicted model, not a curated record